This is a messenger RNA of Asterias rubens (European starfish), 1978 nucleotides long. RefSeq names its product dehydrogenase/reductase SDR family member 11-like. Bases 93 to 887 code for a protein of 264 amino acids. Lineage: Eukaryota; Metazoa; Echinodermata; Asteroidea; Forcipulatida; Asteriidae. The record is from RefSeq and is a predicted model, not a curated record. The transcript is spliced from 7 exons.
UUGGUGUUUCAAAACUUAGGCCUACAUGUAUUCCAAACUUACAAUUUUUGCAAGAUACUUCAGGUACUAAAGGUGUUUUCCUAAACGUCGGGAUGAGUUCAUCGCACGGAGAACUAACAAUGAAGAGAUGGGCAGGUCGGGUAGCUCUUGUGACAGGGGCAAGUUCUGGAAUCGGCAAAGCAGUGGCACAUGACUUGGUCAAACAAGGAAUGAAAGUGAUCGGAUGUGCACGAAACGCAAAAGCUAUAGAGGACGACUCGAUUCUUCUUAAGGAAGCAUCCGCCACUGGGCUUCUUCAUCCUAUCAAAUGCGACUUAUCUCAAGAAAAGGACAUCUUAGCAAUGUUUGAUGUUAUUUGGAAGAAGUUUGGAGGAGUAGAUGUGUGCAUCAAUAACGCUGGUCUCUCACAUGCAGCUAGUCUUCUGGAUGGAGAUACACAGAAAUGGAAACACAUGACUGAUGUUAACAUAAUAGCAGUGGCAAUCUGCACACGAGAGUCAAUCCGGCAGAUGGCACAGAAGGGUGCAGAUGACGGACAAAUUAUCAAUAUCAACAGCAUUUCUGGUUACAAGGUAACUGCAAGUCGAGAUAGCCAUUUCCACACUGCAACUAAGUUUGCCAUGAGUGCUAUGACUGAAGGGGUGCGGCAAGAACUCAGAGAAAUAGGAUCAAUGAUCCGAAUCGCGAGUAUAUCACCUGGCAUUGUAGAGACUGAGUUUGCAUCCAGAAUGUACCCAGAUAAUCCUGCCAAACCUGAGGCAUUGUACAAGUCAAUACAGUGUAUACAACCAGAAAACAUCUCCAGCACUAUACGAUACAUCUUAGAGUUACCACAGCAUGUACAGGUUCAUGAUAUUCAAAUACGGCCCACCGAACAGAAAAACUGAAUCUACAAUGAUCUCACAACAUCAAUAAGGAAAAUCAUGGACUAUUGGAGCCGAUCAUUUUGGUGAUAAUUAAAAAGUCUGUCUUCACCCCACAUUUGAAACAAUGGCUUGUCAUCAGUGGCCUGUCAUCAGUGGCUUGUCAUCAGCAGGGAUGAGAUGGAUUGCCGGGGUGGGGGAUGUCAUAAUGGUUCUUUAGAAACUAGGUUUAGAGUCCGUCUGCACCCUACAUGGGAAACAUACUUUAUGAUAAUACUUUAUGACAAAGGUUUGUCAUUAGCAGGGAUGAGAUGGAUUGCUGGGAAGGGGAAUGUCAUAUGCUACCUUGGCAACCAGGUUUAGAGUCUGUCUGCACCCCACAUGGGAAACAUACUUUAUGACAAUACUUUAUUACAAAGGCUUGUCAUUAGCAGGGAUGAGAUGGAUUGCUGGGAGGGGGAAUGUCAUAUGCUACCUUGGCAACCAGGUUUAGAGUCUGUCUGGCAUGCACCCCACGUUGGAAACAUACUUUAUGACAAUACUUUAUGACAAAGGCUUUUUUGUCAUUAGCAGGGAUGAGAUGGAUUGCUGGGAGGGGGAAUGUCAUAUGCUACCUUGGCAACCAGGUUUAGAGUCUGUCUGGCAUGCACCCCACGUUGGAAACAUACUUUAUGACAAUACUUUAUGACAAAGGCUUGUCAUCAGCAGGGAUGAGAUGGAUUGCUGAGAGGGGGAAUGUCAUAUGCUACUCUGGCAACCAGAUUUAGAGUCGGUCUGCACCCCACAUGGGAAACAUACUUUAUAACAAUACUGUACUACAAAGGCUUGUCAUUAGCAGGGAUGAGACUGGUUGCUGGGAGGGGGAAUGUCUUAUGCUACUUUUGCAACCAGGUUUAGAGCUAAGAUGACUUUAGAAGUACAUGCCAGUCGCCAAAUAACCCAGGGCUCGAGUUCAAAAUACAAUCAUUAAUUAUGUGUCGGUCAGUUGUUAAUAUCACCAAAGUGAUUUGUACUGUGACAUGGCCCUUCGGCUAACAUAAGAUUAAAGAGCCAAUAAAGGAUGAUCUCAAUAUGUCAACUACAUGUAUUACCUUUUUAUGGCCAAAUAGACGUCG